CCUGGUAUAAAACACACAGCAUGCUAGGAAGAUAGCUCAAGAGCUUGUAUCCAUAUAGAUCGUACAGAAUUAGCUGGACUGGAACUAAAAAUGUUCUUUAGUAAAACUAAAAGACUGGCCUACUUGAAUUAAUUUCUGGACUAUACACUGUUCUGCUUUGUAGCUCUGUUUCUUUUUCUUUCCUUUCUUUAAUUUAUUUGCUGUGCUUUUAGAUCCUGUGAAGAUGGACAUGGAGCUGAAGAUGAUCACAGUAUUUUGGGGGGUGAUUUUAAUAGUUCAAAGCAGCUUUGGGACAAGAGUUGUUAGCGGUCAGACUGUGUGUUACGGUGGACCAAAGCACCCAUGUUACAAGAUUGCCUAUUUCCCAGAUAUGUCAAGCAGGGUAGCCUUCAAAGAGGCCCGGAAUGCCUGUGAGAUUGAUGGUGGGGCCCUUCUAAGCAUAGAUAGCGAGGCUGAGCAGAGGCUUAUAGAAAAACUCUUGCAGAACCUGACGCUGUCAGGCUCAGGGAUUUUUGAUGGAGACUUCUGGAUUGGACUGACUAGAAAUGGGGAAGGCCAUGGACAUAACACUUUCACUGGCUGCCCAGACCUCUACAAGUGGACAGACGGAAGUGUCUCAGAAUUCAGAAACUGGUAUUACGAUGAGCCUUCUUGUGGCGGGGAAGCGUGUGUAGUGAUGUACCAUCAGCCAACUGCACAGCAUGGACUUGGAGGUGCAUAUCUUUACCAGUGGAACGAUGACAGGUGCAACAUGAAGCACAACUUUAUCUGCAAGUAUGAACCAGAAACUUCACCAACCAAGACACCUGCAAAAAAUGAUCCACCCAGCAAGCCUGAGGAAGAUGCGCAACAUGUUUCAGGAUCCUCAGGUUUACUUCUUAUUUACGUUAUUAUUCCAACCAUACCUUUGCUGCUGUUGAUACUAGUGGCCUCAGGGACCUGCUGUUUCCAAAUGUUAAGCAAAAGCAAACCACGAACCAAAACCAACCAGGACCAGUCAACACUUUGGAUUUCAAAGAGCCAGAAGAAAGAAAACGGCAUGGAAGUUUAACUAGCAUAUGAUCUUGAAAACUGUACGCUGACUUUCCUGAUCUCUGCCUGGCAGCUUGGAAUUGCUUCACAUACAAAUAAGGCUCUGGAAUAUACAGUACAGCUGAACAAAUGCAAACCAAGGAAAGAACUGUGAGAGAGGAGCAGAGAAUGAAAACGCUUGACAGUUAUGGUUCACCUGGAUAAUAGUGUAUUGUCUUGAUCAACUUCUUGCCUGAAAGGAAAAUACCCCAAACCCUUAACAAUAAUAAACAGUUAGUUACUUGCUGGGGGUGUGUGGGUAUGGUCAGGAUGAUGAUAUUCUAUUUUAUACUGUAUGGAUUGUAUUUGUCUCCUAAAAUGUCAAAGCUACACCUCAGUGUGUUAGGAAUGAAGAAAGCACAUAUCUGAAUAUUCUUUUAACUAAAUAUUGGCUGCUUUAUCUUUGGUACGGUAUAACAAUAAUUUCCAGAUUUCAUUUUUAUUUGUGUUUGCAAACAUUAAUUGAAGAGAAAUUAGCACUUUUUAAACUCGUUGACAUAACACAUAUUGCCAUCUACUCACAUUAUGUUUUCUUGUAGAAUUGCUACAUCUACUAAUGCUUGAAGGUCAUGUACUGAAAAAACAGGCAAAAACCACACUGAAAAUGUGCUGCUCACCUAUGUCUCUUUCACUUCUCUGAGAAAUGCUUGAGUCAUGUUUCCUUCUGAGCAUUUAAAGAGAGAUAUAUUUAAACGGACACACAAGAAAUACAAAAUAAAUACUUGUUAUUCUAAUACUGAAAUGUAUCUGAAGAUUUUUUUUAUCCACUGAAGAAUAAAUUCCAUCCUGUGUCAUUUUCCUAACCUGCUUGACUUCAAUAGAGAAAAUGAACACAUAGGAUGAAGUUUAUUGCAGUGUAUUUACACAUAGUUUAAAUGUGAAUAUGACAAUUUUCAGAUAAAUACAUAUGUGCAGUUUUCUGUUGAAUGUUCACUUAAAUUGUCUUGUAUUUCUCUUUUGAGUCUCAAUUAUGUCUCCAAUAGUGGUUUUAGUAGAAACGUUUCAGACCAAUCUCAUUCAAAUUAGUAGAAAACAAGAUUCUCGAGCAUUUCUCAGAGAAGUGAAAGACCUAGACCAUCUGGGAAAUGCUUGUUGGUGACAGAUUGAAAAUGUCAUAUGCAAUAGGCCAGCUGGAUGAUGCUGUCUAGGGUGCGUUCUUCUCUGUGUUAUAUUUUAUGUGUGAUUAAAUAUUACUCAGAAAUUGACAUUUAAAACCACACGCAAUUCUAAGGACAAUAUUCUCCUAAAUACUACCAUGAGGAUGCGUAGUGUAUACUUUAUACAGUAUAUUGCACCCUUCAUGCCAGUAAACCUCAGAAUCAAUUUUCUUUUCUUUUAUACAACUGAAAGAGAGAGGUGCCACCUGUCUGAAACAGCCACGCAUGUUCAGUGUUGGUUACUGGUUCAUUCAGGUUUUAUGUAGAAUACUUAGAAUAAUUAGUAUAACACAGUUUCCAGCUUUGGAUAUUCUCAGAGAAAAUUCCACCUUCAUUUAAUCUGUCACUAUAUUGUAAAUAGAAAUAAACGUAUGUAUAGGUGUAUAUGUGCUUGCACCAUAAUAAAGAAACCUUAUUUGAAAUCUGAUUGCCCUUGGUACAUGUCACAGCUUUUAUUAUGGCAUACAAUUAUAGCAAGUUACAUUUUCAACAAUCUUUAACAUUUUACUGGUUCACAUGAUUGAUCGUGUUUUUAUGAUUUGGGGUUAGAAAAAAAACCUAAGAAGGUUAAGAUCCAGGAUGCUAAUUUGCAUACGGUAUCAUAAAUUUGGCAACAGUAGACAAGAACACAGUGCCUCCUUGCCAAGACAGCAUACUUGUCAACAUUUGGAAACUUGAGCGGGACGCUUGUCCCCUUGACGUAUCCCCUCAACUCAACACCGCACGACCAACAUGACAGUAAACACAGACACAAUGAAGCGUUCUUACAUUUGUAUACCGGUGAGUUAGUGAUCAGCAGAUGUGUCAGCCUCACGAAGUGCACAGCAUGUGGUUUUCACUAACUCUACUGUGCAGAAUAGAUGAAUUUUUUUCUAUGUGUAAAUAUCAGGACUUUCUUCCUAUGCAUCGGGACGUGGGACGUGAAAUCAGGACUGUCCCAACCAUAUAGGGACUGUUGGCAUGUAUGAGACGGUACCAGAAGGUGGCAUCAAAACUCACUUACUGUAAGCUUUAAGUGUCAUAUUUAAAAGCAUCUUGUUGAAAUGGUUGCAUCUAUUUUUUAUUCACCAUCUUAGUAAGUGAAGAGUUAUCAGUUCAACCUAAUAUAAAUAAAAAUAGGAUGUUAUAUAAUAUUCAUGGCAAAUUAAAUAUUAAAAAUAAAAUACAUCAUAUACUGGCACUUCUGCUUUUGGCUCUUCUUGGUUACAUAUAGAAAAUUAUAAAUAUGCCUUAAAUACAUAGUACACAUCUCAUUAGUUCUCGAAACAAACACUGUGUUCCUGUCAUCAAGCAGAACUACGUGUCCUGAAGAAACAGCUUUGUGUUAUUUUGUUUUUCACAUGUUGUAGUGGUGCAGUGAUCAUUUGUACCACACUUGAAAUGGACAAAAUAUUAUACUGUACUGUGAUUGUUACCACAGCAAAGAAACAUGCAUAUUAUUAAUAGCAUGUUGUUAUAGCAUUUACUAUGUUACUGUAAUGCUGCCAAAAUUGUGAUAUAUGAAGAAUUACAGUCAAAAUGCUAAUGUCUCUGAAAUGCAAUUGAAAAGCUGAAUUUUAAAUCUGGUCUUAUGAAAUGGGGGGCCUGUGUGGUUUUGGUCUACAUUUUGACAAAGCAACUGGGCAUGAAAUGAUGAUGGCAACAGUCCCCUGUCUAAGAUGGGAUAUCAAAGGUAAAAUGUUUAAAGGGACAGUGCCUCUCUGUGAAGCAGGACACAUAAUACUGUAGUUAACACUACAGGUUUCAACAAAUUAACUUUGACAAAACUGUCUCCCUCUCUGGUAUAAGCACCUCAGUUUGUUGUCUCUAAGUUGUAAUCAUCUGCAAAUACAGUGCCGGCACAAAUCAUGGAAACAACACAUGAUUUACAACAAGACUAGGGAUGGCCAGUGUAUUGCCUAUUUUUCUUCAUUCAGACCAAAUACCUUGGUAUCUCUGAAUAGAUAAUCGUCUCAUCUUUAACAAGCAAUUCAUCUCACACGUAUAACAGCACCACAAAAUGUUACCUUUUUUUCUUGGUAAGCAGUACACCUGGGAAUGGGGGUUUGUUGCUGGAUAACUUUAUUCAGAUUACUAGACAAGUAACUAUUCAGGGAUACCAAGAUAUUUAGUAAGCAAGUAGUUUGGAUGAGGUUAUCCAGUAACAACUCCCCAUCGCCAGUUGCACUGCUUUCCUAGGAAAAGGGGAACAUUUCAGGCUACAAU
Acipenser ruthenus (sterlet) is the source of this 4433-nucleotide messenger RNA. Its product is annotated as chondrolectin-like. The transcript is spliced from 6 exons. Gene Ontology annotation, biological process: positive regulation of axonogenesis. Gene Ontology annotation, cellular component: cytoplasm. The coding region runs from base 224 to 1051 and encodes 275 amino acids. NCBI's taxonomy places the organism in Eukaryota, Metazoa, Chordata, Actinopteri, Acipenseriformes, Acipenseridae. The record is from RefSeq and is a predicted model, not a curated record.